Molecule: messenger RNA, 2070 nt
Organism: Atta colombica
Lineage: Eukaryota; Metazoa; Arthropoda; Insecta; Hymenoptera; Formicidae
Exons: 6
Biological process (GO): proteolysis
Molecular function (GO): serine-type endopeptidase activity
Source: RefSeq, a predicted model, not a curated record
AUGGAAUUCGCGCAAAUUAGCGGACUAACUGCAUCAGUUCGUCAAUAUAAACAAACAUUAUGGAAUUCUACAAUUUCUAAAAAUUGGUUUACCGAAAGUCUUGUCCAGGAAUCGCUGCUAUUAUACGAUUUGAUUGGAAUAGGAGAAGAGAUUGGAUUUGGGAUCAAUCAUUAUUUCAAAACAUAUAAUAUGACUUUGUAUGAGAAUAAGGAUUUAUCACUAGAGACGAAGAAUUUCAAGUUUUUCAGUACCAUAAAUGACGCCACCAAUUUUAGCGAAAAAUUAUUUAAAUGUUUGUUGCCAGUAACAAACAAGAGGAAUCCAACAUCAUCUUUUAAUCUCGAUCGAGCUCUUAUAAAUUUAGCGAAAGAUUCACCCGACAACACUGUGAAAUUGUUUAAGUUUCGCUUAAAUCAAGCAUUCAUCCGUUCUACACCAAGUAACAGUACAACUAAUGAACAAUUGUACAUGUUGCUAUGUCAUUCACUUGUUGAAAGGGUCAAUCAUUACAGCGCUUGUAUCAAAGAAUUACGACAUUUCGUGACUUGCGUAUCUUUAUCAAGAGAUCAAGACUUGUAUGAAGCAAUCGAUCAUCAUAGAUUUCUUACUAAAUCAUGGUUAACUGUUAUUGAAACUUUAAGUGGAUGUAAGAUUAAUAUCGACAAUGCGAGCAUUAACUGUCAGUUUUAUCGAAGAUUGCCGAAAUCUACAACGCAGCAAGUGAAAUAUAUUUACGAAAAAAUUUUAGACCAACGGAUAUCUAAACGCUCCCCUUUUUAUCUUAUCGUGAAUAAACUCGGGAAUAUUCUUUCGAGAAGCGAAUGGGGAAGACAAUUAACGUACGAUGUGUGUAAGUAUUUUGCAAUUUAUCAGGAAGGCCACAGGAAGUUGAAUAUGCUUUCGAAAAAUGCUGCUAAGGACAAGAGAGUGGCUAUGAGAUAUAAAAAAAUGUCUGUAUCACUAAAUAUAUAUAAAAAUGGUAUAUUAAGUGAAACGAUACUUGCUGUUAGAAACUUUCAUCGUUUUGCAUUAAAAAUGCAACAAUUUCUUAUCAAUGGUAUUAGAAGUUCUUUUAAAGUAUCAUGGCAGAAUCAUUACAACAUUCUCUCCUGCUUGUCUAAAUGGAUGAUGAAACUUUUGGAAUUAUUUGGAUGUGCAGAUUUAAAUGAUACAGACAUCGAAACGUCAACUCCUACUAUUUCGUUAGAUAAUAUAAGUGAGGAGGAAUUUGACGAAAAUGAUCAAAUGAGACAGUUCGUGAAAUAUUCUAAAAGAGAUCAAAUAAGAAAGGAGGCCGAUAACAUUUUUGGAACAUUAAUGCAUUUAAUGAAUCAUGUAAGUAAAGUGCAAAGUCAAAAUUACAGGAGCACGUUAGCAUGUUUGGCAAAUAACUUGCUAUUGGUUACUAUGUUCAUGGAAACAAUUAGCUUUGUUUCUACAUUAUUUUGUUUGGGAGAGCAUAAAGAUGAAUCUAAUCUCGAAGAAUUGACGGAAUCCACCUGGACAUAAACAAUCUCGGUACCAUCAUCGCAAUAUUAUGUACGGGCUGGAUCUAAUAAAAUGGAUAGAGGCGGAUCUGUGCAUAGAGUGACGAACAUUCGCGUAUAUAAUGAUACAUAUCGUUCUUGGUUUUUAAGAUUAUUUUAUCACGACAUCGCACUUCUCGAAGUGAAACCACCAUUUCAUUUUUCGAAAACAAUCAAGCCAGUUCAUUUACCAAGAUCAUCCCACGAAUUGCCAUUUGAACUGUUAGUCUGUGGUUGGGGUUACAUAAAUGAUAAAAAAGUAAAGAAUGCUGAAACUCUAAUGGGCGUUUACGUUCAGCACGUUCCAUAUGAAACCUGUAUUAAUAUUACAUCUUUAUACGCGACACUCGUCAAAGAUGACUAUCAUUUGUGUUACGGAACCCAAGGAAAAGAUGCUUGUUUUGGAGACUCCGGAGGAGCAUUGGCCAGUAGAAGGACAAUUUACGGCAUUGUGUCUUUUGGUCAUGGUUGUGGAAAAGUAGCUGGCGUUUAUGUCAAAGUUUUCUAUUAUCGAGAAUGGAUUAAAUCUGUUAUAAAUUUAUAA